CGGGAGUUCACUACGGCUCGAACGGAAUGGACUUUCAAUCCGCCAGCCUCUCCUCACAUGGGGGGAGCAUGGGAGCGUCUGGUUCAGUCCGUGAAACGGAACCUAACUGUGCUGCAAUCGAAUGCUACGCCAACUCACGAGGUGCUCCAGAACGCGUUGGUGGAAGUUGAGAACGUUCUCAACUCGCGGCCACUCACUAGCGUCCCGCUGGAGGAUGACGAAUCUCCAGUGCUGACGCCCAACCACUUUCUGCUGGGUAGUCAAAAUGGCCUACAACCGUGGGUGCCGUUCGACGACAGCUCUGCAGCUCUACGAAACAGCUGGCAACGUUCGCAGACCAUGGCUAACCGAUUCUGGAAGCUGUGGGUUAGAGACUAUCUUCCAACACUAACUCGGAAACCGAAGUGGCUCACACCAGUAAAACCCAUUGCAGUGGGCGACGUCGUCGUCAUCGUGGACCCAAACCUACGGCGGAACUGCUGGCCGAAGGGUCGAGUUAUCUGUGUCAAACCUGGUGCAGAUGGACAAGUGAGAUGGGCGACGGUGCAGACAGCCAACGGAAUCUACGAGAGACCUGCCGUUAAACUCGCUGUCCUGGACGUAGGCGUUGAGAAGAAUGCUCUUCAGGAAGACCCUAACCGCAUUCCGGGGGGAGUGUUAAUAGCGCCAUACAGUUCAGCGAGCCCCUCGGCGCCCAUACAGCAAAUCAACAUCAACAAACCGCGCCCUUCGCCUUCUCGAGGGAUUGGCACGAAUAUCGGUCACGGACAAGACAGUCAGAUAGGAAGAAAGAAAAAAAGUCAAGUCAUUCGGUAAAAAGUAGCGUAAGCUAGAACACAUUUUCACAAUUGUUAUAAAUUAACCCAAUUCUCAAGGUAAAUAAUUGUUCCCAUUUCUAACUAAAUCUACCCUAACUGUACUGUGGAAUUAAAGCUACGGUACGGACAGAGUUAGUGCGGGUAGGAAACAGUACGGAUACAAUUUAUACGGAGAAACAGUACGGAUCGAAGACUGUGCGAACAAUACCAUUAGGAGCACAUUUAAAUUACAAUUUAAAUAGACUUCGAAACCGAACAGGUCAUUAAGGUUAGUAGUCCAACCUAGCUUAUUUGAUUACCGUGAAUCUCUAAUACUAUUAUACUUAAAUGCUAGGACACAGACUGAUUACUGUACGGGUACGAUUUAGACAGCUCUGUACGGCAGCGAAAACAUUAACAGUAAGAAUUUGUAUUUAUACUCUAAAACUUAAUCCUAACACAAUAGUAUCCUCCAUGCAGGAAUUUAUAAUCCAACCUUGAUUCACAACGAAUAAAGAAGAUUCAUAGAUUUGCUAGUUUUCACUGCUGUCCGGCAACAUAAUAUCUUUGGCACAAUCCUCGAGAGGGCGUUAAAUGUUGUUUUUGUUAGCCACCGCAACAACCAAACUCUGGUAGAUGCGGUGUGAGAAUA
This is a messenger RNA of Topomyia yanbarensis, 1449 nucleotides long. RefSeq lists its product as uncharacterized. The record is from RefSeq and is a predicted model, not a curated record. The transcript is spliced from 2 exons. Lineage: Eukaryota; Metazoa; Arthropoda; Insecta; Diptera; Culicidae. The coding region runs from base 58 to 816 and encodes 252 amino acids.